UUUCCACACGCCGAGGCUGCCCCUGCACAUCCCCAGAGGAGCUGGCAGGGCCCAGCCUCUCCUGGGGGAACAUGGACUGAAAGAGGAGCUUUGCCAGCCCCCAGCUGCCAGCACCCUUUGCCUGGACCCUGAUGGACUCGGAGGCAGGACUGCAUUACCAUGGUGAUGAUCUUAACCAAAACUCGGGAAAACAAAGGUGCUGACUCUGUAACAUGCAGGACUGAGCUGCAAACUCCAAAGAUGAGUCAAGGACCUACCCUCUUCUCUUGUGGCGUGAUGGAAAAUGACAGAUGGAGAGAUCUCAGCAGGAAAUGUCCACUCCAGCUGGAGCAGCCGGGCGCCAGCAUCUGGGACUGCCUGGACAAGGGCGAGGAGGGCUCGCGGUGGCCGAGGGACGCGGCCGCCACCUGCUCCGUCACCAACCUGAUCAAGGACCUGAGCCUCAGCGACCCCCACGGCCACCCCUGCGCCCCCCCCAGCAAGCGCCAGUGCCGCUCGCUGUCCUUCUCGGACGAGAUGUCGGGCUGUGGCACCUCCUGGAGGCCGCUGGGCUCCAAGGUGUGGACGCCGGUGGAGAAGAGGCGCUGCUACAGCGGCGGCAGCGUCCAGCGCUACUCCAACGGCGCGGCCACCAUGCAGAGGAGCUCCAGCUUCAGCCUGCCCGCCCGCUCCAACCCGCUGUGCGGCGGCCAGCCCAGGAAAGCGGCGGCCGGAGGGCAGGGAGGGGACAGGGGGGACAUGCAGAGGUCCCUGUCCUGCUCGUGCUCCGAGUACGGCGCGGCCUGCAGGCCGCAGCCGGGCCUGGCCCGCAGCCGCUCCCAGCCCUGCGUCCUCAACGACAAAAAGGUGGGAAUCAAGCGCAGGAGGCCGGAGGAGGUGCAGGAGCAGCGGCCCUCGCUGGACCUCGCCAAGAUGACCCAGAACCGCCAGACUUUCAACAGCCUCAGCUGCCUUAGCUCCACGGCCGAGUUGGGCUCCCAGCGGCUGCCGGGCCCCCAGCCCUGGCCCGCGGCCCCCGAGGUGAUGCCGGGCAGGACCCCCGCCUGCACCCCGGUCCCGGAGCCAGCACGGGCCAGGCCUGGCCAGCAGGCCAGCAGGGAUGAGCUGUGCUGCGAGGAGGAGGAGGAGAGCGCCGGCAAGGAGGAGGACAGGGCGGCCUGGAGGAGCGGGGGGCCGGGCAGCGAGAGCCUCUUCCAGCUGGACGGAGAGAUAGACAUCGAGCAGAUCGAGAACAACUGAGGAGGCAGCAGCUCUUCUGGCCCUGGGGUCUGGGGGCUGCCAGCAGAGCCACGGGGGCUCCUCGUGUCCAGCAAGUUUGUGGGGUCCUGUCACUGCUCCCCUCCUGCCUGCUGGAGGGGGCGAAGCAGCUUUGCCAAAAUUUCAUCAGGUAUUUAGAGGAAUUCGUGUGCAUGCGUGUGUAAAUCUUGAAAUUCUUUGUAACUACUGUAGCCAGAGAUCAGCCAGUGGGAGGAAAGUGCCUGUCCCGCAGGGAAACCGGGCACGGGGAUCGCCAGAAACUCCGAAUCCACGAGUAAAUGGCUUUUCCAGGAUAGGGAGCUGAUGGAGCUGGCCAGGUUCCCACAGGUCCCACCUGUGCUAGUUCAGAAAGGGGUGCACAGGGAGAAAGCACCAGCCCUGGGGCUGGAGAAAAGGAGGGAAAAGCAGAAUAUUGAGAUUUGCAAACCAAGCACUGGCUGGUGGCUGCCGGGGUGGCCGUGGUUCCUUUUCUCCCCUCGCUCCCCAUGUCCCUGGCAGUGCCGUGAGAAGGAAAUCACAAGUGAAGUGUUUUGCUUCAACUUAAUAAUGGCAAGAGCUGGAUUUUUACUCCUUUAUUUUUAGUUUUCCUUUUCCUGAUGAGGAAUUAAACAGAUCCCUGGCCCACGUGGGGCUGCAUCCACAGCAGUGCUGGCUGGGCACUGCACAGGGAUGCUCAAAUGCCUUCCUUCCCUGUUUUUUUUUUCUUCCCAGCCCCCUCUCUCAACUCUUUUGGGAAAAAAACCCUACUCAGGCUCAGUGCCACCCUCAUUUGGGUUCCCAACACCCUGUUUUGAGCAGGGCUGGACUCUUUACCCAUUUACCAGCAGCUGUGCCCACUUUGCUACCCAGGGCACUGCUGCCACCCUUUUUUUUUUUGGCUUUACUGUGAAGGGCUGCCUGCCCAAGGCAUGUCGUGGAGGGGUUACUUGACAAAGUCAGCUGGCAAGAGGCUGAAAAUCCAGGUAGCAGCACUGAAAGCUUUUCCUCUUCCUGUGCCUUUUUUAAGCACAGAUAAAGUGGUGACCAUUAUGUUUGUACGAUAUGAAUUCUCUUUGCUAAAAAUAAGCUGUCACUUGCUAACAGGUUUAGAAGGACGCAUAUUUUUUUUUCACCCUCUGUUUUUUUUUUUGUUUGUUUUUUGUUUUUGUUUUUUUUUGGUUUUUUUUUUUGUUUUUUUUAUUAUUUGUUUGUUUGUUUAAAGCUCUAGGAAAGCUGUACAAAUGGCUUCCAGCAUCUUCUGGAUUCCUUCUGCUGGUUCCUUCAAGCUCAGGGGUCACUUCCCGAGCUUUGCAAACAUGAGAAAGGAAAAAAACCUUUGAUACCAAGAGCAGUUGAAGACAGGACAUUUUUAAAGGGGUUCAGCACCCCUGCUGGCAAUGCCUUGAGGGUCCAUAACUCAGAAAGGCUGAGAGCUGCUGGUACAGGUUUAAUUCAUCAUUUCUGGUUAUGUUAGUGCACUUUUUUCCACAGUGGUUUGGGAUGCAUGUGGCAUCUCCCACCACAGUGGAACCCAUUGGUUGUUACCCCCGUCCUGGCUCUGCAGAGAUUUUGCAGGUGGCCGUGGCUGUGUCCACUCCCAGGCAAGCAGGAUGAGCCCCAGAUAUUUGGGGAGGGGAUGACAGGGAUGUCUUUUCUUUUUGGGGAACCCUCCAGCUCUUUUAAAAUAUCACUUGUUGCAUCACUUAGAAGAAAAUAUAUCUUGGGUUAAUUUUUAUCCCUUCUGUUGUGGAGGGUCCAGCCAUGCCAGUGUUUUCCCAGGCUGCUGCCCCUCUGUCCGUGCCCCUGCAGUGGCACCUUCACAGCACAGUUCUUGGCUUUGAGUCUUCCUGAUGCUCCAUCCAUCUCUCCCCACCACUGACACGCCCUGGUCUCGGGGCACACAGCUCCUGCUGGCCACAGGCACCUCCUCAGCUGAGCAAAAAAGGGCAAAUGCACCCAAAUCCACGUCUGGUGCCCCCACAGAGCACCGGGUGGGCUCUGGUGUGGGCAUCCCCAGGGCUGGAAUUUCUAAGGGCUUCUGUUUUCCUUCCAAGGGCUGCUCCUGGUGCCAUGCUAACCCCCCAGAGUGGGAAGGUGGCCAAUGGGCCACGGCCCAGCUGUCCUGGACCUGGUGGCCGUUGGGCCACAGCCCAGCUGUCCUGGCCGUAGCCGUAGCAUUCAGUUUACAUUCAGCACAACCCGUUUGCCUUACUAAAAAUGCUUCUCCAAUGAGUCAUGGCCUUACACUGGGCACGUUGGCGUAGGCACAGACUACAGUUAGCGACAGUUUUGAGGCCACAGUGGUGUUCUGUUGGAUAUUUCUUGUUGGGUUUCUAUGAGUUCAUGUACUUAUUCUCAGUUUAAGAAAGCCUUACUUUUAAAUUUUUUUUUUCUCUCUCUCUCUCUGUAGAGGUAAAACAU
Molecule: messenger RNA, 3657 nt
Organism: Ficedula albicollis (Collared flycatcher)
Lineage: Eukaryota; Metazoa; Chordata; Aves; Passeriformes; Muscicapidae
Gene: FAM53B
Product: family with sequence similarity 53 member B
Exons: 4
Coding region: 160-1239 (359 amino acids)
Biological process (GO): positive regulation of canonical Wnt signaling pathway; protein import into nucleus
Cellular component (GO): nucleus
Source: RefSeq, a predicted model, not a curated record